Molecule: messenger RNA, 687 nt
Organism: Pelecanus crispus (Dalmatian pelican)
Lineage: Eukaryota; Metazoa; Chordata; Aves; Pelecaniformes; Pelecanidae
Source: RefSeq, a predicted model, not a curated record
AUGGGGGGUGUUGAGGUCAUCCUGCCUUUCCUCAGGGGACACCUCUUGCUCCAUGCUGCCAAGCAGAUCAUCAAGCCACAGCCCCCUCUGCAUUUCGGGCCGGUGUGUAGCAGCUGCCAGCACAGCGCAAACAACUCCCCAUCCCCACUCUGUCCCCCAGGUGUGCAAGGCCCCAAAGGUGACAAAGGCGAAAUAGGAGUCCGAGGGCAGGAAGGGCCGAGAGGAUUUCCCGGACACCCAGGGCAGAAGGGGGAGAAGGGCGAAGGCACCUUUGUCUACCGCUCUGCCUUCAGCGUGGGGCUGACAGAGCGAGCCCCCCACCCCAACGUCCCCAUCCGCUUCAGCAAGAUCUUCUACAACGAGCAGAGCCACUAUGACGCCAGCACCGGCAAGUUCCUCUGCAGCGUCCCUGGCACGUACUACUUCGCCUACCACCUGACAGUCUACCUGGUGGAUGUCAAGGUCAGCCUCUACAAGAAGGAUAAGGCAGUGAUCUUCACCUACGACCAGUUCCAGAACAACAACGUUGACCAAGCGAGCGGCUCUGUCUUGCUGCACCUCAGCACUGGGGAUGAGGUCUGGCUUCAGGUGUACGGGGAGGGGGACAACAACGGCAUCUAUGCUGACAACAUCAACGAUUCCACUUUCAUGGGCUUCCUCCUGUACCCAGACCUGGAUGUCCAUUAA